GGCGGGCACUCGGCUGGGCUCUGGCGGCGCAGGCGCGGUGCGGUGCUGGGCUCCGCCGCCGGAGUGUCAAUCUCCUCGUCGUUCCCGGAGCGCUAGUCUGGGGCCGGCUCUUCUGCAGCGGAGUGACAGUUAUGGCCGAGGCACUGGAUCUGGGUAAAGACCCCAAUGGACCCACUCACUCCUCCACUCUCUUCGUGAGAGGAGAUGGCAGCGCUAUGUCGUUUUACGUGCGGCCCAGCCCGGCCAAGCGCCGGCUGUCCACGCUCAUCUUGCACGGAGGCGGCACCGUGUGCCGGGUGCAGGAGCCCGGGGCCGUGCUGCUGGCCCAGCCCGGGGAGGCGCUGGCCGAGGCGUCGGGCGACUUCAUCUCCACGCAGUACAUCCUAGAUUGCGUGGAGCGCAACGAAAGACUGGACCUGGAGGCAUACCGGCUGGGACUGACCGAGCAGGCGGCAGACACAAAGCCCGGGGCUUCCACCGAGGGCUCCACGGAGCUGGAGCCGCAGCCUCUGACGGGGCGCAUCGCCUACACAGACGCGGACGACGUGGCCAUCCUGACCUACGUGAAGGAAAACGCCCGCUCGCCCAACUCGGUCACAGGCAACGCCUUGUGGAAAGCGAUGGAGAAGAGCUCGCUCACGCAGCACUCCUGGCAGUCGCUCAAAGACCGCUACCUCAAGCACCUGCGGGGCCAGGAGCACAAGUACUUGCUAGGGGACGCCCCCGUCAGCCCGUCCUCCCAGAAGCUCAAGCGGAAGGCGGAGCAGGACCCGGAGGCCGCGGAUAGCGGGGAACCUCAGAAUAAGAGAACACCAGACUUGCCUGAAGAAGAGUGUGUGAAGGGAGAGACCAAGGAGAGUGACGAGUCAGUCAAGAAGCUCUUCGAGGAAGCCACUCGGGAGUUUGAAGACACUGUGGUGGGUGAGAGCCCUGACUUUGAAAUACAUAUAACGAUGUGUGAUGAUGAUCCUCCCACACCUGAGGAAGAUUCCGAAACACAGCCAGAUGAGGAGGAAGAGGAACCAAAAGUUUCUACACAAGAAGUGGGAACUGCCAUCAAAAUCAUCCGGCAACUGAUGGAAAAGUUUAACUUGGAUCUAUCAACAGUUACACAGGCCUUCCUGAAAAACAGUGGUGAGGUGGAGGCCACUUCCUCCUUUUUAGAGUCUGGCCGGAGAUCUGAUGGUUAUCCAAUCUGGUCCUGGCAAGAUGACUUAGAUUUGCAAAAGGAUGAUGAAGACACUAGAAAUGCAUUGGUCAAAAAAUUCGGAGCUCAGAAUGUUGCUCGGAGGAUUGAAUUCCGAAAGAAAUAGUGGACAAGAUAAUGGGAAAGGUGUGGCAGGAGAUGACACAAACAUUUUGUGACCGUUGAAACCGACCAGCACUGCUGUUCUCUGAGCCCCAGGUUUUGUAGCCAAGCAGCAUUAUGUAGCAGGAUGAAACAAAAGAAACUGCAUGUAGAGUGGUCCCUGGCAAGCAUCUCUGUGUUUAUGAUAGGGAAAUCUAAAUCAGAGAGGCUAGAGUGUACAGUAGUGAUCCUUAGUUGGAAAGUAACCCCUGUCGUAUUGGUGACAGGAGCCUAGUGACAAAAUCACAGUUGGAAAUAAAAAGGCAUAGGUCCUUCCACUCUUGAUGAGUAAAAACCUCCUCCUCUUUGGGCAGAAGUUGUUUUAGAUGAAGAGUCCCAAACCAUGAGUCUAGAAAUAAGAUUUAAUUGCAAAGCUUAUACCAUGGACUGUUCCGAACCAUCCCAUCUCCCAGGGAGCUCUGAUUUCUACUGUGUUGAAAAAUGACACAUUCAGCUUGCUAACAGUGUUUGAAAACUCUGCUCCUCCCCUGGCUGUUAUUUUUUGAGUUCUCAGUCAAGUCUCUAGUAUGCAUUUGCUUACUUACCAACUCAGUUUUGUGUACAAUAAAACCCUAUAGUUGUGGGGGAGUGUCCAGUCUUUUGACAUAACAGAUGUCACACAUGAACUUCACAGUCAAGAAGAAAAAAAAAUCAAGUUACACACACACACACCCUCAAAAAACCUCUGUGCUGUAAGUCUAUGAUUCUGCAGCUCCCUUUUGUAGCUCUCCCCAACCACAUGGGGGCUGCUGGUUGGAUACUGUUAAUUGUGAUGUGUUUUAUAAUCUUAUCAAACAUAAGUUUUCUGCUGAAAAAUUGUGCUAGAGUUAAAAUUUAGCGGAUUGGUCCACUUUGUUGUGUUGCUUAUAUCAUUCAAAAUAAAUAUAAUUUUGUGUUUGA
This is a messenger RNA of Peromyscus eremicus (cactus mouse), 2248 nucleotides long. RefSeq names its product TERF2 interacting protein (gene Terf2ip). The transcript has 3 exons. The coding region runs from base 132 to 1313 and encodes 393 amino acids. Gene Ontology annotation, biological process: telomere maintenance via telomere lengthening; regulation of DNA-templated transcription. Gene Ontology annotation, cellular component: shelterin complex. The record is from RefSeq and is a predicted model, not a curated record. Gene Ontology annotation, molecular function: telomeric repeat DNA binding. Lineage: Eukaryota; Metazoa; Chordata; Mammalia; Rodentia; Cricetidae.